AAUCAGGAGGCCCGGCGGGUUCCCGGUUGUUGUGGUGACGCUAACGGCUCCGGUACCGUUAGCAUGCAGCAUGGCGUCGUUCGUGACCGACGUGCUGGCCAGCUCCGGCAAACUGGAGAAAGAAGACCUGUCCGGGAAAAUCAGCAAGAUGUCGCGCAAGGUGGAAGACACAAAGGAAGAAGUGUGCGACAUGAUAAACAAGAGGUAUACCGACUUCCUGCCCAGUCUCCAGGGAUCAGAGGAGCUGAUGGUUCAGGUCGACGAGGUCUCCAAAGAAAUGGAUGUCCUUAAAAACUGCAUUGAGACUGAGGUGCAGCAGAACAUCCACGUCGCUGUGGCGGAGUACGCGAAGCUGAAGCAGCAGCUGGAGAAAAAUACUAUCAUCAUAACAAUGCUCGGACACCUGAAAGAGUUUCACAACGCAAUGGAGGAGUUCAACAAAGCGUUAGUGGACAAGAAGUACGUGGACGCUGCCAACCAGCUGGAACGGGCGCGGGCCAGCGUGGAUUCACUCAAAGGUUGGAAGACGUCCCAGCUGCCGCUGCUCAGCGCUCUCCGCUCUGAGCUGACGGUGCAGAGAGAGAACUUAAUUUACCACCUGGGAGACGAAUGGAAGGGCCUCGUCAUCUGGAGGUUACCGUCUUCAAAGGAGCCCGCAGGUCUGAAGUCCUUCCUGAAGGUGGAGCUGAACCUGAGCCACGCCAGCAGUAAGGACGGGGAAACGACUCCACCUCCUCUGCUGCGCUGCGUCCUGCAAGCUCUCGCCAUCCAGGGAGACCUUCAGCACAAGAUCAAACUCUUCAGUCAGGUGCUGUUGAAGACCAUGCUGAAGCCGUUGGUGAUGUACCCGUCGCUGUGCGUCAGGGUAACGGAGCAGCAGAGCGAGGGAACCACCCUCGCCUUGCACUGUUUGGAGGAGAGCACCGAAGAGAGAUCCACUCCUUCACAGGUCUACAGCAAACUGCUCCUGGUGCUCAAGACUCUGCACACACACCUGCUAGAUGUGUCCAUUGGUGAUAAAAAGCUGUCGGCCAUCUUGGGGGAACUGAUCUGGGAGGAGAUUUCUCAGUGCAUCAUCCACGAGUGUCUGCUCUACUCCAUCCCGACCAACAGCAGCCAGCUGGAGAAAUACAACACUGUGAUUAAAGAAACCGAGGAGUUUGAGAAGAGUCUGAAGGAGCUGGAGUUUCUGCAGGGCGACUCCACGGACCUGCUCAAAUACGCCAGAGACGUCAACUGUCACUUUGCCAGCAAGAAGUGCAAAGAUGUGAUCGUGGCCGCCCGCAAACUCAUGACCUCCAAGAUGCACAACACCGUCAAAAUCACACCAGACUACAAGCUGCGUCUUCCCAAGCUGCCCGCUCCAGGUUCAGAGGUGAAGGUGAAGCAAGAGACCACAAAGGAGGAGCUGAUAAUGGAGAACACGAAGCAGCUGUCUGCGUGGAGUCUGUGUCUGCCCGCCUGUCGCAUCAGUGAGUCAGUGCAGCAGCUGAUGGAGCUCGCACUCAACACCCUGUGUGAAGCCGUUGGGAGCUCCACACAAUGUGCGCUACAACUCUUCUUCACCGUUAGAAACAUCUUCCAGCUGUUCUACGAUGUCGUACCGACGUACCACAAGGAGAACCUGCUCAAGUUCCCUCACCUGGCGGCCAUCCAGCACAACAACUGCAUGUACCUGGCUCACCACCUGCUCACACUGGGCCACCACUUCAGAGCUCACCUGCCUCAGCCACUCAGCGAGGGCGUUGCAACGUUUGUUGACAUGGUGCCCGGAUUCAGGAAACUGGGUGCCCAGUGUUUCUUAGCGCAGAUGAACGUCCAGAGAGCUGAACUGUUAGAGAGACUUUCCACCGCUCACAACUUCUGCAACCUGGACGAUGAAGACAACUACAUUGCAGCCAGCAAGGCAGUGAGACAGGUCAUCCAUCAGUUGAAGCAGUUGGGAACAGUGUGGCAGGACGUCCUCCCGGUCAGCAUCUACUGUAAAGCCAUGGGCAACCUGCUCAACACGGCCAUCACAGAGGUCAUCGCCAAAAUCAUGAUGCUGGAGGAUAUCUCCUCCGAGGACGGGGAGCACCUCCACACUCUGUGCCAAACCAUCAUUGAGGAGGGCCCGCUCGUCUUCAUCCCUCUGGCGGAGGAGAACAAGAACAAGAAGUACCAGGAGGAGGUUCCCCUCUACGUGAAGAAGUGGAGCACCUUCAAGGAGCUGGUCAUCGUGCUGCGGGCCAACCUGCAGGAGAUCGUAGACAGGUGGGCCGACGGUAAAGGUCCGCUGGCCGUGGAGUUCUCCAGCUCGGAGGUGAAGAAUCUGAUCCGGGCUCUGUUUCAGAACACCGAGAGGAGAGCCGUAGCGCUGACCAAAAUCAAAUAGAUGCUCGGGAUGGAACAUCAGAAAGAUACUAAAAGCACUUUUCACACCUUAAUUCAUUUCCAUUUACGGUCUCAUUGAAUAUAAACAAACAUACGUUUUAAAUGUGUGGAGGUGGAACAGUUUGCCCUCUCUGGUGAGGAUGUAAGCUGGUUGUAAUCAAUCCUUCUCCAACUGCAAUUAGUCCCGCAGAGAUUACACAGAGGCUUCUUUACAUCCUCCAACGUAUAUCUCCACACAGCCAACUGAGGUUGUGUAACCAGCGGCUGCCAUCUGCUAAUAUGUGAUGUCGUAUUCAGCGUUAGUGUCGCUGCACGUUGUUAAUUAAAGUUUGAAUUAAUGAACCAUCCAGCUCUAAAAAAGACAAACCCUGGACCUUCCAUUUGUUUUCUUGUACAAGCCUUCCAACUGAACUCUUCUAUAAUGUAUUUAUUACUUGACCAAAUAAACCAAAAGAUUCAACUUUUCAGAA
This is a messenger RNA of Dicentrarchus labrax (European seabass), 2843 nucleotides long. It is a transcript of the gene zw10, whose product is annotated as zw10 kinetochore protein. Lineage: Eukaryota; Metazoa; Chordata; Actinopteri; Moronidae. The transcript has 16 exons. The record is from RefSeq and is a predicted model, not a curated record. Gene Ontology annotation, cellular component: RZZ complex; chromosome, centromeric region; nucleus. The coding region runs from base 71 to 2374 and encodes 767 amino acids. Gene Ontology annotation, biological process: mitotic cell cycle; mitotic spindle assembly checkpoint signaling; endoplasmic reticulum to Golgi vesicle-mediated transport.